Fusarium odoratissimum NRRL 54006 is the source of this 2413-nucleotide messenger RNA. RefSeq lists its product as uncharacterized. Gene Ontology annotation, biological process: mRNA splice site recognition. The record is from RefSeq and is a predicted model, not a curated record. The coding region runs from base 54 to 857 and encodes 267 amino acids. Gene Ontology annotation, cellular component: U1 snRNP; U2-type prespliceosome. Gene Ontology annotation, molecular function: mRNA binding. The transcript has 2 exons. Lineage: Eukaryota; Fungi; Ascomycota; Sordariomycetes; Hypocreales; Nectriaceae.
CUUGAAUCUUGAGGCCCCGCCAACUUUCAGCAUCUUCAAACGACGUAUUCGCAAUGGCCGCUGAACAGAGAAAGCUGCUCGAGCAGCUUAUGGGCGCAUCUUCAACAUCGCGCGCCGCUCAACUAUCGCUCACCGACCCUAAAGUCUGUCGAUCAUAUCUCGCAGGCACCUGUCCACACGAUCUCUUCACAAACACAAAGCAGGAUAUUGGACCGUGUCCGAAGGUGCACAAUGAAGGGUUGAAAGCGGAGUACGAUGGUCUAUCGGAUCGGGAGAAGCAGAAAUACGGAUUUGAGUACGACUAUAUGCGCGAUCUGCAAAAGUAUAUCGAUGACUGUAAUCGCCGAAUCGAUGCUGCACAGAGACGAUUGGAGAAGACACCUGAUGAGAUUCGUCAGACCAAUGUUCUGCUCAAAUCUAUUUCCGACCUCACAGCUUCCAUCAACAACGGCCUUCUGGAAGUCGAAAUCCUAGGCUCAAUGGGCGAAGUCUCGCGCGCUCAAGACGAGCUCUUCCGCGUCCGUCAAGCCUCACAAUCCAAAUCCGACCGCGAAAAGGAACUCAAAGCCCUCUCCGACACAUCUGGUCCCUCAGGCCACCAGAAGCUACAAGUCUGCGAUGUUUGUGGUGCCUACCUCAGUCGACUCGACAAUGACAGACGCCUGGCCGAUCACUUCUACGGAAAGAUGCAUCUGGGAUAUGCACAGAUGAGGAAGACGUACGAUGCUUUCCCUAAGGAGAUGAAGGGCCGAUCGAGGGCGCCUAUGGAUGAUGAUGGACCUGGUGGACCCCGAGGACCUCGAGGUUCAGGAUAUAGGAGCGGCCGCGGCGGAAGGGGAUACCGUGGAGGAUGGUAAUCAAUGUGUAAUUAUUUAUUGGGAUGUUCAGGCGUUUGGCGCUGUGUAUAAAAUGGACGGAAAUAAGAAUGAAAGAGUUGGCGGAGAGCAGGAUAAUACCCUUUCUAGAAAAGCAGCUCAGCGCCGAAAGGCAAAUAGAAAUGAGGAGAAGUCUUUCAAUCUCGCUUCGGCUUUCGAUGCUGUCUAACAAUGCUACCUAUGGUAUUUUUCCAACUCCGCUGUCAAGCUAUCCCUAGUCUUCCAUCUCUUUCAAUUUGUUCAUGACUUCUUGUUCAGCUCAUCAUACUCAUCCAUCUCUUCAUCCCACUUUCCACCAGUGGGUGGUGGCAGUGGUGGUGGAGGUCCAGCUGCUGCAGCCGCAAAAGCCGGCUUAUCGUUCGCUGGUGCCGGUGCGCUCUUCUUGACCUCACCGGGUAGAGCUGGGAAGUCUUCGGCUGCUGGGACGGCUUGUUUGACUGGUGCUGGUGGUGCGCCUUCAUGGCCACCGCGUCCGCCUCGGCCUCCUCGUCCUCCCCGACCACGACCUCUACCCCUUCCACCACGAUGUCGCUCGUCCAAGAAGCGAUCCACGUCAUGUUCCUCGUUAUCCUUUGAAGCGUAUCGACUUCCACCAAGACCGGAGCUUCUUGAUCCUCGAAUACCACCAUUUGCGCCGCGGAAACGUCGGUUUUCCUCCUCUUCAAGAGUAUCCUUGCCCUCAUCCCAUCCACCCUCCUUCAUACCCAUGGCCUUGAGUUUUCGCUCUCUGUUCUUAGCGCGCUCAUCAUCAAGUCUGCGCUUGUCCUCUUCGCCACGUUUACGUCGCUCAGCUUCCUCGGCGCGACGCUUCUUAGCCUCCUCCAUGCCGCGAGCAUACGCAGCAGCAUGAUCCUUCUCAUCCUUUUCGGCUUUCUCAAACUUGCGCGCCUUCUCUGCGUUAAGGAGCUUCAUCUUCUCCAUCUUGGCAGCGAGUUCUUCGUCCGUGAGCUUCUGUCGUGGGUUUGCGCCAGAUUGAAGACGAGCUGCAGAAUUGGCGGCGGUGUUUUGCGAACCAUGGGUGUUCUUCUCGCGAGGAGCAGUUGGAGCGUUAGGAGGUGCGUUGGAUGUCGGUUGGGGAGCUUGUUUUGCGGGCUUGGGAGGAGCUGGUUUAUCGGCAUAUCGUGACGAGGAGAGGCCAGCGGGUUUUGAGGCAGGGGCUGAGGGUGCGGGAGCUGGCGCUGACGCUGGCGCUGGUUUCUCUUGAGGAGCGGGGGGUUCCUGAACCGGUGCUACAGGUUCAGGCUGGGGUUCCGGUGCGGCUUCAGUAGUGACGACGGUCUCGCUCUCGACCGGUUCGAAGUCGUCGUAGAAGAGAUCAUCGUCAGUACGUCCUCCAAAUUGGUCAUCCAUGGCGGGCAGUUGUGGCUGCUUGUAGACAAGUUGAAACAGGACAAGAAAUGAUAUUCAAAAUAAUGCAAUUGGCCACGCAGAAGCUAGGCCGAGGAGUUGUCCAAAAGGGAGAGGGGGGCCUGGAGAGUUCAAGAGGGAUGAUGAAGUUCGCGAAACACCGAUACCCCGCGGAAUUCAGAGGGUCAUCG